Ananas comosus (pineapple) is the source of this 1101-nucleotide messenger RNA. Its product is annotated as 11-beta-hydroxysteroid dehydrogenase-like 5. The record is from RefSeq and is a predicted model, not a curated record. The coding region runs from base 1 to 1074 and encodes 357 amino acids. Gene Ontology annotation, molecular function: oxidoreductase activity. Lineage: Eukaryota; Viridiplantae; Streptophyta; Magnoliopsida; Poales; Bromeliaceae. The transcript has 7 exons.
AUGGAUCUGUUUGACUCCAUACUGAAUUUUGUGGUGCCCCCGGCAAGCAUGAUCAUGAUGGCCUUUGCAUGGCCAACCCUCUCCUUCAUCCAUGGGGUGGAGUGGGUCUUCAAGGGUUUGUACAGGGAGAACAUGGAGAACAAGGUUGUUGUCAUCACCGGAGCUUCGUCGGCGAUCGGAGAGCAAAUAGCGUACGAGUAUGCAAGGAGGAAGGCGAAUUUGGUCUUGGUGGCGAGGAGGGAGCACAGGCUGUUUGGGAUAAGGGAAAAUUGCAGGGUCUUGGGUGCAAAGCAAGUCCUGAUCAUUGCUGCAGAUGUUGUCAAGGAGGAGGAUUGUAAAAGAUUUAUCAGUGACACCAUUAGCUAUUUUGGCCAAUUGAAUCAUCUUGUGAACACUGCUAGUCUUGGACAUACCUUCUACUUUGAGGAGGCCUCGGACACUUCAAUUUUCCCUCAUAUGAUGGAUAUCAAUUUCUGGGGAAAUGUUUAUCCCACGUACGUCGCCCUUCCUUAUUUGAGGCAAAGCCGCGGUCGAAUCCUCGUGAAUGCAUCAGUCGAAAGCUGGUUACCGAUGCCGAGGAUGAGCCUUUACGCAGCUGCGAAGGCGGCGGUAAUAAAUUUCUACGAGUCACUUCGAUUCGAAGUGAAGGAUGACGUCGGGAUCACGAUCGCGACUCACGGGUGGGUCGGCAGCGAGCUUAGCAGCGGAAGGAUUAUGCUCGAGGAAGGAGCAGAGAUGCAGUGGAAGGAAGAGAGAGAGGUUCCGCUAACCGGAGGCCAUAUCGAAGAGUUUGCUAAGAUGAUGGUGGCGGGGGCGUGCCGCGGCGAUGCGUAUGUAAAGAACCCUAGCUGGUACGAUAUUUUUCUUUUGUACCGUGUGUUCGCCCCCGACGUUCUCGGCUGGACUUUCCGCCUGCUCCUCUCGACCAUCUCGAACCAGAGCGCGAGGAGGCCUUCGCUAGCCGGGGUGGGGUCGCGGCCUCUCCUCGAACCCGCGCCUGCCCGAAAGCCCCCUCUCGCCUUCUCCCCGGCUUCUCCACUCCAGCAGCAGCAGCAGCAGCAGAAGAAUGAGUGAAAAGUGCUUUCAGAAUAAGCUGUUAUU